Messenger RNA from Zophobas morio, 950 nucleotides. RefSeq lists its product as uncharacterized. The coding region runs from base 274 to 522 and encodes 82 amino acids. The record is from RefSeq and is a predicted model, not a curated record. NCBI's taxonomy places the organism in Eukaryota, Metazoa, Arthropoda, Insecta, Coleoptera, Tenebrionidae. The transcript is spliced from 5 exons.
UCUGCAAGAGGUUCUGCCCGGAGCCUGCGCACACAGUUAUCUAGAAUAUAUUGUUCCGUGUUCUGUGAUUGUGUGCGAUAAUGGCGAGUUGGUGAAGUCGUAGUUGUUUAAAUUGGAGGAGAUUGUGAAUGCUUCAUGAACCAUUUCAUUUUGUUUUGUGUUAAAUAUUUUCGGAAAAUAAGGUUUUCUUAGUUGUGCUUGUUUAUCUGGUGGUUACGCAUCGCUAGUGUGUUUGAAAUAUGGGGAAGAUUUUCCAUAAAAUGGCUACCGUUAAUGGUUAUAUCAUCCAGAUCGUUAGACGAUCGUCGAAUUUUCAUUGCGCGGGACUCGAGGAGAAAUAGCUGGGACGAGGCCCCCGUCGUCCCAGACGAACCUGCAGCACCCGGAACCGGGCACAUGGCGAUGAUGAGGAUGGAUGUAUGGAGGGCCGUAACGACGGGAGUCCCCGCAGCGGGGGACCUGGGCCUAGACGGGGCCCUCGUCCUGCGGCUAUCUCCCAUACCAGGGAGCACAUCAAAGUGAUCACCAUCUUCGACCAGUGGUGAACCCUCCGGGUUCUGACUUUCACAGCCCUUCUCCCUCCUCUGUGACGUUGUCAGAGAUUUUGGCGUCUCUUGCGACUUCACCCCCACCGCGGCCGGUCUCCGUUCCAGAGUCGGAACUAUCCCCGGGGUUCAUAUCUGCUUCUCCACCUCUAGCGCCGUUCCCCAUGAUGCCGGGUUAUUUCCCGAUGGUCGCCCCGGUGCCUCGGUAUGAGGUGAUCGCCGGUCCGGGCCUUGUCAUCCCUUGGGGCAGCGCCCGGACCAUCUCCACACCUUGGGUGUAACAGUGGGGGUUUUGGAAUACGCUGGGUGAGCCCUUAGUCAUUUUUCUUAUUAAAUAAACUUUGUUUUUUUUUCGUAAUUAGUUUUUAAGAAAUGUUUAUUUAAAUAAAUUUUGCAAAAUGUCUA